Pungitius pungitius (ninespine stickleback) is the source of this 2607-nucleotide messenger RNA. It is a transcript of the gene dffa, whose product is annotated as DNA fragmentation factor, alpha polypeptide. Gene Ontology annotation, biological process: apoptotic process; regulation of apoptotic process. The transcript has 6 exons. The coding region runs from base 458 to 1366 and encodes 302 amino acids. The record is from RefSeq and is a predicted model, not a curated record. Lineage: Eukaryota; Metazoa; Chordata; Actinopteri; Perciformes; Gasterosteidae.
GCCGCUGUUCCAAGUAAUAGAGCAGAGAUAUGCAAACAUAGGUGUGUAGACCGUUGAGUUGAUGCUAUCUGUAUGGGUUGAACAAACAAAUCUAACAAAACAAAAUUCUAGUGAAUAAGGCUUUUAUCAUAAUCAGGUGCGUCCAGUAAUUGCCAUUAUCUGGGCUUUCAAAAUGAUGGCAACACAUCCAGGUAAUAAAACAAGGGAGAAACGAUGAAACAAAAAGAGUAGACUGGAGUAAAAUAAAAAGGAAGCCGACAAGCCGAAGACUGCAUAAGGCAAGUCACGCCAGCAGGUGGCAGUACGGCGAGAUUACGAUCAAACUCAAAGAAGAAGAAGAAGAAGCAGAAGACGCGGCGGCGCUUCCGCGUUCAAGCGUCUCGACGAGAGCUACAGUCUCGGUAUCUGACAGUGUAAAGUUAAGAGAAAAUAAAAAAUACUCCACAUCAGGCCAAGAAUGACGGACAGGAAACCGUGUAAGGUGUGCAACUUCACACGACAGAAGUCCUACGGAGUGGCGGUCCCCUCCUUGGAGGAGCUGAAGCUGAAAGGGAGUGAGUUUCUCGGGUUCAGUUCUGGUCAGCCUGUCACAGUGGUCCUGGAUAAUGAUGGGACUAUAGUAGAAGAUCAAGCCUACUUUUUGUGUCUACCUUCAGACACAAAGUUUAUGUUGUUGCAUGAAAGAGAGACAUGGUCACCAGUUCGCAGGGUGGAUGGCGGCACGGCCUGGAUGGCUAGGGACUCUAUGUUGUUGGAGGCGGAUACCGUGGACAGCUCCAGUGCUGCCGCACCCUGGCUGGACCUGGCUCGGCAGCUGAAGCAGGACCUUGCCAGCAUCAUCCUCAUGUCUGACGAAGACUUACAGACACUAGUGGAUGCUCCGAGCACGGAGCUGGCCUCCGCUGUGGGCUUCCAAGAGAAGAAGGCCGAGGAACUGCAAGAGACACUGCAGCAGGUUCUGGACCGACGGGAGGAGGAGAGGCAGUCUAAGGAGUUGCUCCAGCUCUACCUGAAAGCUGUGGAGAAAGAGGGCGGACAGCAGGCAGACCAAAGCAAGCCCGGACAGGAAAAGGCUGAGGAUCCGGAGGUGGAGACGGUGGAGGUGGACUCUGGAUUCAUGUCCAGGACACUAAUGGUCCUGAAAGGCAAAACCAGCCCAGAGACCAGACUCUCCACUGAGGAGCUGCAGAUGGUUGUAACGAGAGGGGUGGAAGCUAUGGAGCGCGUGCUAGGCUUGGACAGAAUCAAGACUUCUGCGCUGCUGCAGGCCUGUGAAGCCGAGCUGACCGAACGUCUCCAGCAGAUUCAGGCGGUGCAGUCCAUCAGGAGCAGUGCACAGCUGGACAGCAGCCGGGGGUCCAGCUAGCAGAGAGAGCACGGGGGAGGGACGCAAGAUCCUGGGCAGCAACCGGGCCGGGGCUUCACCGGAGAAGAGACUGUUAAGAAUGCAGCCAAACUGCCCCAGGGUCAGAAGAAUGGGAUUUACCUUGUGUUUGAUAAUAGUGUCCAUAAUCCUGGGAUCCAUCAAUGUUGGUGAUGUUGGCUUUCGCAUCAUUUUGUAGAACUUGCAAACCACUUUAAUGCUUUCGCCGGGAUAGGAAGCCAUGUUUUUCAAAAGACAUACUUGCGUAACCAAUGGCAUCAACUUUCUAAUGGCUCCUUAUUUUGGUGAGUGCCGAGCUGUGAAAAGAAUCACAAAUAAACAAAUGCAUAUGGAAAGCAAAGCAUUUGGUGAAAUAUGACCAAUCGCUAUGGUUUCUUGUUUAGCUCAGAAGAUGCAUACUUUUUAAAUGAGUUAUUGUUUACAUUCUGUUCCCUCUUUUACAUCAUGCCAGACGGAAGAUGUGCACUGCAUUUUGUUAAAGAGUAAAUCUAAUCAUAGGUGAGGUGAAUAUAAACUUUUGUAUCUGUUUGAAAGAAUAUUUGCGCUUUCAAUGAAAUUACAUUUAUCUUGAGUAAAUGGGACCUUUUGGGAAAUUUAGAGUAGAAUUGUGUUUCUCAAUCAGCUGGAGGUUUAAGGGCCGCUAUUAGACCCAAAUAAGGCGUUACGUGAUGAAAAUAAAAAGACCUGCCUACAAGUUUACGUCAACAUUAUUUUAUUAUCAUUUCCAUUAUUAUCUACUAUGUUUUCAAAAUUGAUGUGUCAGGGUUGUGUGAUGUAAGGCGCUGGGUGCAGGUUGUGUUACUCUGGUUGUGUUUACGUUACGCAGUGUCUCCCUGCCGUUUCAUAACCUGUAAGACUUGUCACAUGUCAGCAUUCACACUCGAAUUGAAACACACACAACAAAUGUUACAUAUAGGAAUUGCUCUUCAAGCGUACAGGCUGUGAUUUAAGGUGUCUUUUAUAAUCAUGUUGAAUAGUGGUAUGCAGGAUUUACUAAACAUAACCAGCCCUGAAGCUUUUGCCACUUCUCUUGUUUAUAAGAGAUUUCACAGACAUGAGCCAUUCUUGAGCCAAAUUAAGUUUUGGGCUGGAAGCUUGAAGCUGUUCUUUUUGGGAAUAAAAUUUUGAUUCCCUAAAAUACGGAUUCAUGAAUGUUUUGUCAGAAUUAAUAAAAGUGUUUUUCCAAUGUGAGCCUCCUGUAUAUUUCUCUCCUCGCAUGUAAU